GCGCCCGCGCCGCCGCGCGCGCUCUACCGCUACGGCGCGCGCGACCUGGCCACCGUCUUCUUCUACACGCUGGUGGCCGUCAUCGUGCACGCCGCGCUGCAGGAGCACGUGCUGGACAGGGUCACGCGGCGCCUGCAGCUGGCCAAGGCCAAGCAGAGCCGCUUCAACGAGGCCGGCCAGUUCGGCGCCUUCUACCUGGUGUCGUGCGCCUGGGGCACGUGCGUGCUGGUGGCCGAGGGCUGCCUGGAGGAGCCGGCCCGCCUGUGGCGCGCGGCCCCGCCGGGCACCAUGACCUUCCAGGUGAAGUUCUUCUACGUGGCGCAGCUGGCCUACUGGUUCCACGCGGUGCCCGAGCUGUACUUUCAGCGCACGCGCAGGCAGGACCUGCCGCGGCAGCUGGUCUACAUCGGCCUGCACCUGUUCCACAUCGCAGGCGCCUACCUGCUCUACCUGAACCACCUGGGGCUGCUGCUGCUCAUGAUGCACUACUCCGUGGAGCUGCUGACCCACGCGUGCGACCUCUUUUACUUCGGCGACGAGAAGCACCAGAGGGAGCUGUCCCUGUGGGCCGUGGUGUUCAUUCUGGGCCGCCUGGGGACCCUGAUCGUGUCGGUCCUCACCGCGGGCUUCCACCUGGCGGGAGGGCAGGCUCGCGGCCCGGAUGCGGCCUCCGGGAACGUGAACGUGCUGGCCGCCAAGGUCGCCGUGCUGUCGUCCAGCUGCACCAUCCAGGCCUACGUCACGUGGACCGUCUUCAGUGUCCAGCUGCAGAGGUGGGUAGAGGGCGACGCGGCGCUCCAGGCCCCGGCCGCGAAGAAGAAACGGACGAAAGGCAGGGCUUACAGGAAGGGGACAGAAAACGGGGCGGCCGCUGCGAACAGAGUGGACCCUCCGCAUAAGAGGAAGGACAGAUCUCCGUAA
Molecule: messenger RNA, 921 nt
Organism: Pteropus alecto (black flying fox)
Lineage: Eukaryota; Metazoa; Chordata; Mammalia; Chiroptera; Pteropodidae
Gene: TRAM1L1
Product: translocation associated membrane protein 1 like 1
Exons: 1
Biological process (GO): protein insertion into ER membrane; SRP-dependent cotranslational protein targeting to membrane, translocation
Cellular component (GO): endoplasmic reticulum membrane
Source: RefSeq, a predicted model, not a curated record